This is a messenger RNA of Spirodela intermedia, 2575 nucleotides long. The record is from the annotation of a GenBank genome assembly. Lineage: Eukaryota; Viridiplantae; Streptophyta; Magnoliopsida; Alismatales; Araceae.
AUGGGAUGCUCGGCUUCGAAGCUGGAGGACGAAGAGGCCGUCAAGCUCUGCAGAGAGAGAAGGAAUUUCGUCAAACAGGCGGUGGAGCAACGAACAAGGUUCGCCGCCGGCCACCGCGCCUACAUUCAAUCCCUCCGGCAGGUUUCCGACGCUCUCCGAGGCUAUGUCGAGAGAGAUGACCACCACCAUGAUUUCUUCUCGGACUCCUGCUCGACCCCGCCGUUCACCCCCGUGAAGAGAUUGAGCUCCUCCCCGGAGAUCAUCGGGAUCCCCUGCAAGUCCUUCACUCCGGCCAUGGAAGCAACUCACGAGAGCAGCAGGAAGAUGAUCCACUGCUUGCGGGCCGGUGGCAACCCGGCGGCGGUCAUGGUGGAGGAGAGGCCGCCGUCGCCGGAGACGGCAAGGGUCAGCACCCACUACUACCCUUCGGAGCACUACAGCAUCGACGGGUUCUUCUCCAUGCAGUCGCCUCCCAUGGCGACGGGCUCGUCCUUCUUCUCCUCUGCGUCUCCUCCUCGCAGGACGAGCAUCCCACCGCCAUCACCGCAGAAUCCUCAGUGGGAUUUCUUCUGGAACCCGUUCUCCUCCUUGGACACGUACGGGUAUGCUUCUCAGAGCAGCCCCGAGAGGAGGACGAUGAUGGCAGCCGAAGAGGACGAGCUCGCGGGAUUGAGGCAGAUCCGGGAAGAAGAAGGGAUUCCUGAGCUGGAGGAGGAGGAGCUUCCGAAACCAGUCAACUUCGACGAGAGGAGGAAGAAGGUCGUGGAGGCCGCCGUCGAUCUCCCUGCAGAGCUCAACCAGGCGAGAGCAGUCGAUCAUUCUACCCCUGAAACGAAGCAGCAGGUGAGAGAAUUUGAGUUCCAUGCAGCCGAUGGCGUCAAGGCGGCGGUUGCGGCGGCAGCGGCGGGGGUGGAGGCCGUCGGGGCCUGGCCGCCGGAGCUGGCGGAGGUGGAGGCGGCGGAGGAAACUCCUGGGUUUACAGUUUAUCUGAACUGCAGGCCGACGAGCAUGGCGGAGGUGAUGAGGGACAUCGAACACCAGUUCAUCAGGAUCCAUGAUUCCGCUCGCGAGGUCGCGCUGAUGCUGGAAGUGGGCAAGGCCCAGCGAUCGAGCUCAAAUGAGCUCACGGGUACGAGAAGAGAUCGAUCAUCAUACACCAUGAAGCUCGAUUGAUUGAUUUUAUUCCAUCUCUGAUCAUCGGUUUCUUCGUCUUCUUCCUCCUCCCCUCCCUGACUGGGUUGUAGCCGCGAAGAUGUUGAAUCCAGUCGCCUUGUUUCGCUCUGCGUCGUUCAGGUCGUCGUCGUCGUUGCCCUCGAGGUUUCUUCCGGCCUCGUCGGCCGCCAGGGACGACGGCGGCGACGACUCCGGCAGCGAUGUCUCAGACGAGUCCUGCAUGAUAUCUGGCAGCCAUCAGUCCACCCUGGAGAGGUUAUUCGCCUGGGAGAAGAAGCUCUACGAGGAGGUCAAGGUAAUCAAUCAAUCAAUUAACUAACGAUCGUGGUUCAACUUCGAUGAUGGAUCUGGAAAGAACCCCACCUGGAUUCCGUGUCCUUUGGCAGUCCGGAGAGCGAGUUCGGAUGGCGUAUGAGAGGAAACGCAUGCAGCUGAGGAAGCAGGACAUUAAUGGCGAGGACCCUUCCGUGGUGGACAGGACCAGGAUAGCGGUCAGGGAUCUGCAGACCCAGUUGAAGGUUUCCAUUCACUCCGUGGAAGCGAUCUCGAAGCGAAUCGAGAAGCUCCGGGACGAGGAGCUCUGCCCCCAGCUCCUGGAGCUCAUUCAAGGGUACUCCUGCUCCUCCUCCUGAAUGAUUUCUUGCUAUCUUGUUAAAAUUGUUCGGAGAAGACGACUGCUUUUUGUUUACUGGUGGUUUGAUUUGAUUGUUGCAGGAUGAGCAGGAUGUGGCGGACGGUGGCGGACUGCCACCAGAUCCAGAAGGCCGCCAUCGAUGGGGCGAAGCACCUCCUCGCCACGGCGCCGAAGCUGGCGGCGGCGCCGCCGCCGCUGUCGCGGCCGGCGGCGAGGCUGGAGGCGGAGCUCCGGAACUGGCGGUCGUGUCUCAGGGUCUGGGUCGACGCGCAGGGAUGCUACGUCAGGUCGCUCGCCGGGUGGCUUCUCCGCUGCGCCCGCUCGCCGGAGGAGGAGGACGAUGCCCAGAUGGAGGGGAGGUCGCCUCUGUCGCCGCCGCGAUCUAGCGGCGCGCCGCCGGUGUUCGGGCUCUGCAUGAAGUGGUCGAAGGCGCUGGACGGAGUCAGCGAGGAGAGGGCCCUGGAGGGGCUGGACUUCUUCGCGUCGGGGAUCUAUACGGUGGCAGGGCAGCAAAGGGAGGCAGCGGCGGAGGCGGCGAGGCGACGGAGGGAUACGGCGGCGCCACCGGCUGAGGAGGAGGAAGAACCAGAGGUGGGGCGAUGGUCGGCGCCGGAGAAGAUGGCGGAGCUCGCCGUGAGGGUCCUCUUCGCCGGGAUGUCGGUCGCCGUCUCGGCCCUGGCGGAGUUCGCCGCCGCCUCGCGGGACGCCUACGAGGAACUGCAGCGCCGGUUUCCAGUCGCCGCCGCGGGCGGAGGGGCGGCCACGUAG